Molecule: messenger RNA, 798 nt
Organism: Gadus morhua (Atlantic cod)
Lineage: Eukaryota; Metazoa; Chordata; Actinopteri; Gadiformes; Gadidae
Product: solute carrier family 22 member 13-like
Exons: 5
Coding region: 43-798 (251 amino acids)
Biological process (GO): transmembrane transport
Cellular component (GO): membrane
Molecular function (GO): transmembrane transporter activity
Source: RefSeq, a predicted model, not a curated record
UUUACUUUUAUAUCAUAUGCCAGGGAUAGAUCCUUCAUUGAAAUGACACUGUUGUGUUUUUGCUUUAAAGGGGUGGAGUGGACCUGUACCUCAAAACGGGGUUUUGUCACUAUCUCUUCACUUUCCUUUUUUUCUGUUGGACUGAUGAUGAUGUCAGGCGUUGCCUAUUUUGUCCGUGAUUGGAGGAUUCUACACCUGGUGUUUUCAACCCCUCUGAUCCUGUUACUUCUAGCCGGAUACUGGCUAAUGCCUGAAUCAGCCCGCUGGCUUUUGACCCAGGGCAGGGUGAAGGAGGCGCAAAAGGAGGUCCUGAGGGCAGCCAGGGUGAACGGUAGAACAAUCUCUGAGGCCAUGCUCAGCCAGUUGGAAGCUGACUUGGAGACUAAGAACGUGUCAAAAAGCACAGGCAUGUUGGACAUUUUUAGGGUGUCAUAUAUAAGUAAACGUGUUCUCGUCAUGAGUUUUAUCUGGUUUGGAGCAAGUCUGGUGUACUAUGGAAUCAGCCUCAAUGUUGGCAGUUUUGGCGUGGAUAUCUACCUCACUCAGUUCAUCUUUGGCCUUGUAGACAUUCCUGCAUGCAUCGGCAGUGCUGUACUCAUUGAGUACUUUGGGAGGAGAAAAUGUCAAGUCGCGACUCUGUUUUUUACUGGCAGUGCUUGCCUUGCGAUGGUUGCGAUUCCAAAUGACUUUUCUGAGGCUACGACAGUCGUCGCUGCACUUGGGAAGUUUGGAGCCACCGCUGCCUAUUCCGUCAUCUAUGUUUACACUGCAGAAAUAUACCCGACUACUGUAAGGUAA